AUGGCCCUGGAUCGUGGUACGCCUGAAGGUGUAGAGGCCUGGCUUGCGGAAGCGUCGACAAAACCUUGGUCGUUUCCCACAACGGUUGGACCAGAACUCUCACAGGAAAUAUUACAACACAUUUAUAAUCACUGGGACACCUACACACCUAAUAUUAAGUUAGGAGUCUUGUUUGCUAUAAUGAGCAUUAGAAAACUGUUGGUGAGCAAGAUGAAGGACGAGUUAUCAGCGAUAAUCGAAAAUGGCAUUCGAGAACAAGAAGACGAAUGGGUUGUUCUGAUAUCGAAAAUGUUGCGGGAUUAUCCAAAUACUUCAGCGCUUGAUUUGAAUAUAGAACAACAUAUCCCGCCUGCUGCUCAGAAUGGACUUCAAAAUCUAAUGAACAAGAUACGACAAAAUGGGAUCAAAUUUCACCCGGUUGAAUAUGCAUUUAUUGAUCGCAAUGUUUGCGAUUCUUUUUCUACGCUCUC
Racocetra persica is the source of this 470-nucleotide messenger RNA. NCBI's taxonomy places the organism in Eukaryota, Fungi, Glomeromycota, Glomeromycetes, Diversisporales, Gigasporaceae. The record is from the annotation of a GenBank genome assembly.